Microdochium trichocladiopsis is the source of this 1671-nucleotide messenger RNA. RefSeq names its product sugar transporter STL1. Gene Ontology annotation, biological process: carbohydrate transport; transmembrane transport. The transcript is spliced from 2 exons. NCBI's taxonomy places the organism in Eukaryota, Fungi, Ascomycota, Sordariomycetes, Xylariales, Microdochiaceae. Gene Ontology annotation, cellular component: membrane. The coding region runs from base 1 to 1671 and encodes 556 amino acids. The record is from RefSeq and is a predicted model, not a curated record. Gene Ontology annotation, molecular function: carbohydrate:proton symporter activity.
AUGGACAAGAUCCACCCGUGGAACGUCGUUCAUCGACUUGAAAAGCGAAGUCUGCUGAUAGCCACCAACUGCAUUGCCGGUCUCUCCAUUCUCUUCUUCGGUUAUGACCAAGGAAUGAUGGGCGGUGUCAACACCGCCUACGACUACUACACGCUCAUGGGUUUCGGCCAUCGAGGCCCGGACGGGGCCGUCGUGGUGACCAACGACCUGCUCCAGGGUGGAAUCGUCUCCGUCUACUAUCUCGGGACACUCGUAGGAUGUCUUGUCGGAGGAAGCCUGGGUGACAGGUACGGACGCAUCAGGACCAUCUUCGCUGGCGCCGCGGUCGCGGUGGUCGGUGCGUGCCUGCAGUGCUCCGCCAUGAACGCCUCGUGGAUGAUCUGCGCCCGUCUCGUCAACGGCUGGGGCACCGGGAUCCUGAACGCCAUUGUCCCGGUCUGGGCCACCGAGACGGCCGAGCACAAGUCCCGCGGGCAGUUCAUCGCCAUCGAGUUCACCCUCAACAUUCUCGGCGUCGUCAUUGCCUACUGGCUCGAGUACGGAUGCUCGUUCUACGGCGACGGCACCUCGUCUUUCAUCUGGCGGUUCCCUAUCGCGUUCCAGAUCCCCAUGCUCAUCGGGCUCAUGGGCGGCGUCCUGCUACUUCCGGAAUCACCUCGAUGGCUGAUCAAGGUCGGAAGGAAGGAGGAAGCCCGAUACAUCCUUGGCCGACUCCGAGGUGACACGGGGGAGGAGCGCCAGGGUGCCGAGGUUGAGUUUAGCGGUAUCGUUUCGUCCUGUGAGCUGGAGCGCGCCAACCUGCGUAACUCGAGCUACAUUCAUAUGCUGUUUGGCAUCGGCUCAGGCGAGCUCCAUACAGGCCGCCGCGUCCAGCUGGUCAUCUGGCUCCAGAUCAUGCAGGAAUGGAUCGGCAUAGCGGGCGUCACCAUCUACGCCCCCACCAUAUUUGGCAUCGCCGGCAUGGAUCCCGGAAAGCGCCAGUGGAUCGCGGGACUCAACAACAUCUUCUACAUGUUCUCGACCCUGAUCUGUGUGUUCACUCUGGACAGGAUCGGACGCCGCUGGACAUUGUACUGGGGUUCCGUGGGCCAGGGCAUUGCCAUGGCUCUCGCUGGGGCGUUCUCGUAUCUCGGGCAGGUGGCCACGGCCAAUGGCAAUUCCGGGCAGGCCGCCAGUUACGGCACCGCUGCGGUCGCGAUGGUCUUCAUCUUCACUUUUGUCUUUGGCGCGACCUGGCUCACCGUGCCGUGGCUGUACCCGGCCGAGAUCUUCCCGCUCGAGGUCCGGGCCAAGGGGAACGCAUGGGGCGUCGUGGGCUGGUCCAUCGGCAACGGGUGGCUCACGCUCCUGUGUCCCAUCAUGUUCGGCCACAUUGGCGAAAAGACUCUGUACAUAUUCGCCGCCUGCAACGCCAUCACCAUCCCCAUGGUGUGGGCUCUGUAUCCCGAGACGAACCAGCGGACGCUCGAGGAGAUUGAUCUCCUCUUCUCCUCGGACAAGAUCUGGAACUGGGAGGCCGAGAAGACGUUCGCCAGGCUGAAGCGGGAGCACGCCAAUGUUCACAACAACGACGGGGGCGCAUCAUCGGACAUGAAGGACGACGUCGAACAAGGCAACUCCAAAUACACGAGAGUCGGACAAGGACCAGCAUCCAGUGCUCAUGUGGAGUAG